AUGGCAGAGAAAUUGGACUGGUAUGAACUUUUGGUGCUCGGAGAUAGGGUUAGCGAUAAAGCCGCAUUGACUUUGCUGAACACAAUUUCGUUAAGACCUACCUACCUGACUAUGGAAGAUUUAUUCCGUAAGCAAGUCAAAAUCUAUGGACAGUCGCGUAUACUCGAGCUACUUAAUCUUGUGGGCCUGGAAGAAUACACAGCACUGAGAGAUCGAUGGAUAAAGUUUAGGGAUGGCUUCGUUUUGGUAUAUAGCGUUAAGUUGCGCUCGCCAAUCGCCUAUAUACUAAAACUUCCACCGGCACAUCCGGUGGCUCAAGGAGACUAUAUCAUCGGGGUCACCAAAUUACCAAGGAUUAUCAUAUAG
Penicillium canescens is the source of this 366-nucleotide messenger RNA. RefSeq lists its product as uncharacterized. Gene Ontology annotation, cellular component: plasma membrane. Bases 1 to 366 code for a protein of 121 amino acids. Gene Ontology annotation, biological process: signal transduction. The transcript has 2 exons. Gene Ontology annotation, molecular function: GDP binding; GTP binding; GTPase activity. NCBI's taxonomy places the organism in Eukaryota, Fungi, Ascomycota, Eurotiomycetes, Eurotiales, Aspergillaceae. The record is from RefSeq and is a predicted model, not a curated record.